CCCACGCCUCCCCUGCCGCGCUAACCACCCCCACCGCGGCGACGCAUCAUCAUCCACUCUCAAUACCCACCUCAGCUCAGCUCAUUCCUCCCAGGCUAUCACCACCUGACCUGAUCACACGCCCCGCAAUCGCAUACGACGACGACGAGGAUGCCGCCGAGGCCGUGGCGACCGGUGCUGGCGUCGGCCACCAAGUGCUGCGCGGCGGAGGACGCCGCGGUGGCGCCCGACGGCCUGGCGCGCUGCCGCCCGCAGCAGUCGGAGCUCUCGCGCCGGCUCGCCUCCUUCCGGCGCCUCUCGUCGCUGGCCAACAGCCCGGCCUCUGCCGCCGCGGCGGGCGGCGGCAAGGACGGCGGCGAGGCGGAGGCGGGGGCGGCGGCCGGGGAGAUGGCGGGCCCGCUGCAGCUGCAAGCGUUCGGGCUGGGCGAGCUCCGCGGCGUCACGCACGACUUCUCCGCCAGCUUCCUGCUGGGCGAGGGCGGCUUCGGCGCCGUGUACAAGGGCUUCGUCGACGCCGGCAUGCGCCCGGGCCUCGCCGCGCAGCCCGUCGCCGUCAAGCAGCUCAACGCCGGGGGCUUCCAGGGCCACCGGGAGUGGCUCGCCGAGGUCAUCUUCCUGGGCCAGUUCCGGCACCCGCACCUCGUCAGGCUGCUGGGCUACUGCUGCGAGGACGAGGAGCGCCUGCUCGUCUACGAGUUCAUGCCGCGCGGCAGCCUCGAGAACCACCUCUUCAGGAGGAUCUCGGCGACGCUGCCGUGGGGCACUCGGAUCAAGGUGGCCAUCGGCGCCGCCAAGGGCCUCGCCUUCCUCCACGCCGCCAGCACGUCCGUCAUCUACCGGGACUUCAAGGCCUCCAACAUCCUGCUCGACUCGGACUUCACGGCGAAGCUGUCCGACUUCGGGCUCGCCAAGAUGGGCCCCGAGGGCGAGGACACGCACGUGACGACGCGCGUGAUGGGCACCCACGGCUACGCGGCGCCCGAGUACGUGCAGACAGGCCACCUCAACGUGAAGAGCGACGUGUACAGCUUCGGCGUCGUGCUCCUGGAGCUCCUCACGGGGCGGCGCGCCAUGGAGAGCGUCCGCGGCCGGAGCGCGCACGCGGACCAGCAGGUGAAGCUCGUGGACUGGACCCGGCCCUACCUGAGCGGCGGCAGCCGGCGGCUGCGCUGCAUCAUGGACCAGCGCCUGGCGGGGCACUACUCCGUCAAGGGCGCGCGCGCCGUGGCGCAGCUGGCGGUGCAGUGCACGGCGCCGCAGCCGCGGGACCGGCCGCGCAUGGCCGCCGUGGUGGAGGCGCUGGAGCGGCUGCAGGGGCUCAAGGACAUGGCCGUCAGCGUGGGGCUCUGGCCCGCCGGCGCGCCCGUCGCGGGGAGGAACGCCAUCUCCGCCAAGAUCCGCGCCGAGCUCAAGGGCGCCGGCGCCAACGCCGGGUCGCGCCGGAGGAGCGCCUCCUCCAAGCUGCCAUGACCAAUCAUUAUUCGAUCGCCCAGCUGCGUGCCGCGUCGCCGCCGCCGUCGUGGUGUACCGGAAGUGUGUGUGAUCGAGUCGUAUUGUGUGUGUGUGUGUGUGUGUGUGUGUGUGUGUGUGUGUGUGUGUGUGUGUGUGUGUGUGUGUGUGUGUGUGUGUGUGUGUGUGUGUGUGUGUGUGUGUGUGUGUGUGAAUAGUGAUGAAGAUCGAUGGUGGUGAUGAGUCGAGCGCAAGUACAAGGAGCUAGCUAGCGACUAGUCCAUUUUGUCUAGCUAGAUGCCUCCGCACGAACGAGAUCGUCGGCGAGGCAGAUGAUCGAUCUCCACUGCCUUCGCGUUUCGUGUGCAAUCAAAUCAUGAAGCGAUCGCUA
Molecule: messenger RNA, 1840 nt
Organism: Panicum virgatum (switchgrass)
Lineage: Eukaryota; Viridiplantae; Streptophyta; Magnoliopsida; Poales; Poaceae
Product: probable serine/threonine-protein kinase PBL15
Exons: 3
Coding region: 151-1470 (439 amino acids)
Biological process (GO): protein phosphorylation
Molecular function (GO): protein kinase activity; ATP binding
Source: RefSeq, a predicted model, not a curated record